UUCCCUUCUCUGUUUGUUAAAGAUUCUGUCAGCAUGAGGUGCUCCCUGCAGGCAGUGGCGCUCUGGGGGAAGAAGGCCCCUCUGCACAGCAUCACUGCCAUCAUGAUCACUGAUGACCAGCAAACCAUUGUGACUGGAAGUCAAGAAGGUCAGCUCUGUCUCUGGAAUCUCUCACCUGAACUAAAGAUUUCAGCUAAAGAACUUCUGUUUGGUCAUUCGGCUUCUGUAACAUGUUUGGCAAAAGCGAGAGACUUCUCUAAACAGCCCUAUGUCGUUAGUGCUGCUGAAAAUGGGGAGAUGUGUGUUUGGAAUGUCACGAACGGACAGCGUGUGGAGAAGGCCACGCUUCCUUACAGGCACACUGCAAUCUGUUAUUACCACUGCUCCUUCCGGAUGACAGGGGAAGGCUGGCUUUUGUGUUGUGGAGAAUAUCAAGAUGUUCUUAUCAUCGAUGCUAAAAGUUUGGCUGUUAUUCACACUUUUAUAUCAUCUCAGUCUCCUGAUUGGAUCAACUGCCUGUGCAUUGUACACUCCAUGAGAAUUCAAGAAGAUUCUCUCUUGGUGGUAUCAGUAGCUGGUGAGCUCAAAGUAUGGGAUCUCUCUUCAUCUAUCAACAGCAUUCAGGAAAAACAAGAUGUCUACGAGAAGGAAUCCAAAUUUCUCGACUCCCUGAACUGCCGGGCAAUACGAUUUUGCACAUAUACGGAGAGACUUUUAUUGGUGGUAUUUUCUAAAUGUUGGAAGGUUUAUGACUAUUGUGAUUUUUCCCUUCUGCGGACCGAAGUUAGCAGAAGUGGGCAGUUUUUUGCUGGGGGAGAGGUGCUUGCUGCUCACAGAAUCAUCAUCUGGACAGAAGAUGGUCACAGUUUUAUCUAUCAGCUGCUGAACAGGUGGGCUCAGAUGGGAGCGGCAUACAAAACAUUCAGUGGGCUUUCAAAAAGCAUAUACCCUGCUGAUGGAAGAGUGCUUAAAGAGACCAUUUAUCCUCAUUUACUGUGCUCUACUUCUGUGCAGGAAAAUAAGGGCCUUUCCUUUGUUAUGGGCUACAUGAAUGAAAGGAAAGAGCCUUUUUAUAAGAUACUAUUCUCUGGAGAAGUCUCGGGAAGAAUUACUUUGUGGCACAUUCCUGAUGUUCCUGUAUCCAAGUUUGAUGGCUCUCCUAGAGAAAUACCAAUAACUGACACCUGGACCCUUCAAGAUAAUUUUGAUAAGCAUCAUACCAUGAGCAUUAUCGACCAUGUCCCUGGGGCUGGAACGGUGGUAGUCACUUCAUCAGAGUAUGUUUCAAGUCUUGAUAAACUAAUAUGUGGCUGUGAAGAUGGGACCAUUUUGAUUACACAGGCUUUGAAUGCUGCCAAAGCAGGACUUCUAGAAGGCGGUUCUUUAUUAAAAGAUUCCCUUCCUCAUAAAGUUCUCAAAGGCCAUCACCAAAGCGUUACGUCAUUACUUUACCCACAUGGUCUCUCUUCAAAAUUAGACCAAAGUUGGCUUCUAUCUGGGGACCAGGACUCAUGUGUCAUCUUGUGGAAUAUCUUCACUGAAGAAGUUUUGCAUAAAUUCUUUUUGGAGGCUGGUCCAGUAACAAGUCUUUUGAUGUCACCAGAGAACUUCAGACUAAGAAGUGAUCAGGUAAUUUGCUGUGUGUGCAGUGACCAUUCCGUGGCUCUCCUUCACCUUGAGGGGAAGAGGUGCCUCCUGCAUGCCCGGAAGCACCUUUUCCCUGUGAGGAUGAUAAAAUGGCACCCAGCUGAGAAUUUUUUAAUUGUUGGAUGUGCUGACGACUCCGCUUACAUCUGGGAAAUUGAAACAGGCACUUUGGAAAGACAUGAAACAGGAGAAAGAGCAAGAAUAAUUCUCAAUUGUUGUGAUGAUUCACAGCCUCUAAAGCCUGAAUUUGCACUUCCAGUUACCUCAGAGACACAUAAGCACAAAAGUGUAGAACAGAGACCCUCCAGCUCCUGUCAAUUUGGGCCAAUACCUUGCCCUGGUCUGCAGGUGGAGUCUUCAUGGAAGGUUGCUGAUGUCAAGCCUUUCUCAGGACCUUUUAAUGUCUUGCCUGUGAAGACAAGAUGGAGUGACAUUGGCUUUCAUAUCCUUCUAUUUGAUCUGGAAAACCUUGUUGAACUUUUGCUGCCAACUCCAGUCUGUGACGUUGACCCUUCCAAUUCAUUCUAUGGUAGUGAGAUCCUGAGAAGAGCCAAAAGCACAGUUGAGAAGAAAACACUGACUCUGAAAAGAAAUAAAACUGCCUCUGGUUCUCUCUCAGCAGAGGCACAAGCCAAGCCUGUCAGUGAGAACCCAGCCCAGGGAGAGAAUACUGCCAAAUCCUUAGGAGAUAAUGAAGGCAUUAAAAGGCAGAAGAAAAUAAAGAACUCCAAAAAGAUGCACCCCAAGCCAUCAAGAAAAGUGGAUGCCAACGUCACGAUAGACACAGCUAAAUUGUUCCUCUCUUGCUUUUUGCCGUGGGGAGUAGAUAAAGAAUUUGAUAAUCUGUGCCUUAAGCAUCUAGAUAUUUUAAAGCUUCAGGGUUCUGUUUCUUUAGGACUUGCCUCAAAUGAGAAUCACUUCUCAUUGAUGCUGCCGGGUUGGGAUUUAUGCAAUGCCGAAAUGAAAAAAGACUAUUCAAAAGUAAACUUAUUUUCCAAAAAAGUUUUGGACUUGUCAAAUAAAUACAUGUCCACUCUUCCAAACCAAGUUGGGAUGCCAAGAGGACUGGAAAAUAAUUGUGAUUCUUCGCAAGAGUCAAACACCCUAAACACUAUAGUUUAUUUAUUGAACAGACUAUUUGCAGUUAAUAAGUUAGUUAACACACCUUUAGAGUUGGCAUGUGGAAUUGACAGGUCUUUCAAAAUGGAAUCUGUGCACAACAAGGCAAGAAUUCCCGGGAAUGAGAUUUCGAGUAUUUCAAGCUUCUAUGGUUACUUACGAAAUGGUAAAAGUGAAUCCCAUAUACCUGAAGCUGACAUUUCACUUUUGAAGCUAAUUUCCUGUUGGAGAGACCAGUCUGUGCAGGUAACUGAAGCAAUACAAGCUGUUCUCUUGGCAGAAGUUCAACAGCACAUGAAGACCUUGAGUAAGAGAGCAGGCAACAGUCAACCAGUGUCCAUGACAGAGGAUGUUCACUGUGAGAUGAGACAGAUUCUGCAGGAGACGGAAUGGACCCGGGAGGAGGUAGAGUUACACUGUACUACAGACACCUUGCCUCUGCAAACUCCAGUCAGUCCGGUCAAGCAUGACAGCGACUCAAACUCGGCAAAGUUCCAAGACACUGAGGACAUGCCUGACAGAUGUGUCUUGGAAGAGUCUGAGAGUCCAGGGAAGUUCCAGUCACUUCAAUUCAACAAACAUUUUUGAGGGCAGCAGCAUCUGGUCCUAUGCUGGGAUGCAAUGGGAGAUUAGAGAAGAGAACUAUAUAUUGGAAUAGCUAUAUAUAAUGGUCUCUACCUUUAAGGAACUUAUAAGUAAUGACUGACCUGGAUGAAUAUACCAAAACAGACAUCCAAUGAGUGUGACUCCUUUAAAGCAGACAUAAACCUGUGUUCAUUUUUUUGUCUCCUAGUAAUAUGACAUCAUUGCUUGAAAUUGUUUUUGAGUUGUACUUCACAAAGAGUAACAUAUUAUCAAUAUGAAUAAUCAUGGAAAAUUGUCAUCUUUUGAAAAUCAACAUAUAUACACACUCCCCCCCCCCCCCCACACACACACAUUAGAAAUAGUCCACAGCUACUUGGAAUAAGUUUCAAAAUAAAGGAAGGUAGCAAGCUAGGCAAUGGAAACCAUUUUCUUACAUGCUGUGCCCUGGCUCUGUAGGUCAUUACAAGAAGGUCUACCAAAAAUAUUUUUAUGAUGGCACUUUCAAAUAUGUAUAUAUUCUCUCAAGAGGGCAAUUUUAAUAGUUAAAACUUAUUUGAAUGCUUAAGUUCUGUUAUAUUUAUUAAAAAUAAGCUUUGUUUUUAUAGCUAUGUCCUAUUAUUCCCUUUUCAAUGAAGAAUAAAAAUAAAUUUAAGCAGUUGCCAUAUUUAGCAUUUUCCGGGACUAAGGAAACCAAUAUUGAAUCCUUGAUAAAUAUUUUAUGAUGUCACCAGAUAUAGGAAAUUAGAAUUGGCAUAACGCUGACAUUACUAAAUGAGAUUUUUAAGAUUUUUUGGAAUCACAUUUUGCAGUUGCUAAAAUUUAAUAAUUUGUAUUAAAUGACUAAUUAUAAUCUUCUUUUAUUGAUAUGAAUUCUGGAGGCCAACACCAUUAACUAUUAAAGCUUUUAAUUCCUAAAAAUGAAGUUUUAGAGAAAGACAUUUAAAUAGCAUUCUCCAAUAUCCAGGUGCAAAUGUGGGCAAGUCCACCCGUCUGUUUAAAAAUGAUUUCCUGGGGCGCCUGGGUGGCUCAGUCGGUUGAGCGUCCGACUUCGGCUCAGGUCAUGAUCUCACGGUCCGUGAGUUCGAG
This is a messenger RNA of Herpailurus yagouaroundi (jaguarundi), 4437 nucleotides long. RefSeq names its product WD repeat domain 72 (gene WDR72). Gene Ontology annotation, cellular component: cytoplasm. The coding region runs from base 34 to 3354 and encodes 1106 amino acids. The record is from RefSeq and is a predicted model, not a curated record. Gene Ontology annotation, molecular function: protein binding. The transcript is spliced from 19 exons. Gene Ontology annotation, biological process: protein localization to plasma membrane. NCBI's taxonomy places the organism in Eukaryota, Metazoa, Chordata, Mammalia, Carnivora, Felidae.